Messenger RNA from Synchiropus splendidus (mandarinfish), 713 nucleotides. RefSeq names its product natriuretic peptide C-like (gene nppcl). The record is from RefSeq and is a predicted model, not a curated record. Gene Ontology annotation, cellular component: extracellular region. Gene Ontology annotation, molecular function: hormone activity; hormone receptor binding. Bases 201 to 560 code for a protein of 119 amino acids. Gene Ontology annotation, biological process: cGMP biosynthetic process; receptor guanylyl cyclase signaling pathway. The transcript has 3 exons. NCBI's taxonomy places the organism in Eukaryota, Metazoa, Chordata, Actinopteri, Syngnathiformes, Callionymidae.
GGGGGUGUUUUCCCUCCACUGCAUCCGCUACCGAGAGAACGGAGGGGAAUCAAUUCCAUCAGUGCAGGAGGCGGAGCCAACGGUGAGUUAGUGAUGCUCGGCAGGUGCCAGUGAGAUGUAGUCCAGAGCCAGGAGGGAGAGGAGUCUGUGAGAGGACCAGACCUGAGACGGACCCCGGUGCUCGCUGCUCUCCUGCCGUCAUGCUCGCUCCCGCCCUGCUGUGUGCCGCUCUGCUCCUGCUGACCCGCUGGGAGGUCACCGAGGCUCGAGCUCUGCAGCCACCUCCCGACGCCGUGCAGUUCCUGGAGCAGUUCCUGGACCGCUACAACCAGCUGCUGACUCUGGACGACCUGGAGAACCUGCUCAAUACGCAGCCUGAGUCGGAGCAGGCGGCCUCCGACGCCAAAGACGGCGAGUUGGAGUCCCCGUGGCUGCGGCUGCUGAGGGGGGCGGCCAACCAGAAGCGUGCAGACCCCGACCGAUCCCGCCGUGGGUGGAAUCGCGGCUGCUUCGGCCUGAAACUGGACCGUAUCGGCUCCAUGAGUGGCCUGGGCUGCUAGUGUGCCACAGAGGGACUGAUGACGUCAACGCUGGCCACCGUUGCGCAUUCAUGGUUGUGUCUGUCACCACAUGUUCCAGUGUUUGUGCCGUUUGUUUUUCAGUUGCAUGACCCAAACCAGUAAAUGUCCACCAAAUAAAACUUGUUGAUCACC